CCAUCGACUCAAAUUUGGAAAACGUUGGCCCGAUUUACAACAACCGCAUUGAGAUUUCCAUCUUCUUCAUCACUUACCUCAUCCUCAUCGCCUUCUUCAUGAUGAACAUCUUUGUGGGCUUCGUUAUCGUCACCUUCCAAGAACAGGGAGAGCAGGAGUACAAAAACUGCGAGCUGGACAAAAACCAGGCUUUGCCAUAUGUGGCUCUCCUCAUCGUUAUGCUGUUCUUUAUCUAUGCCGUCAUCGGCAUGCAGGUGUUUGGCAAAAUCGCACUAUUAGACGGUACCAUGAUCAACCGUAACAACAACUUCCAGACGUUUCCUCAAGCUGUUCUACUGCUGUUCAGGUGUGCCACAGGCGAGGGCUGGCAGGAGAUCAUGUUGGGCUGUUUGUACGGUCAACGUUGUGACCCCAAGUCAGAAUACCUACCUGGAGAGGAGUACACCUGCGGCUCUGGAUUCGCUAUUCUCUACUUCAUGAGUUUUUACAUGCUCUGUGCUUUUCUUAUCAUUAAUUUGUUUGUUGCUGUGAUCAUGGACAACUUUGACUAUCUGACCCGUGAUUGGUCGAUACUCGGUCCGCAUCAUUUAGACGAGUUCAAGAAGAUCUGGGCUGAAUAUGACCCCGAGGCAACGGGGCGCAUUAAACACCUGGAUGUCGUGACGCUGCUGAGGAGAAUCCAGCCACCGCUUGGGUUUGGAAAGUUUUGCCCCCAUCGUGUUGCCUGCAAAAGACUGAUUUCCAUGAACAUGCCUCUGAACAGCGAUGGAACCGUGACGUUUAAUGCCACGCUGUUCGCUCUGGUCAGAACUGCACUGAAAAUUAAAACCGAAGGUAAUUUCGAGCAGGCCAACGAAGAGCUACGUGCGAUUAUUAAGAAGAUCUGGAAACGCACCAGUAUGAAACUGCUUGACCAGGUCAUUCCACCAAUCGGAGACGAUGAGGUAACAGUGGGGAAGUUUUACGCCACGUUCCUGAUCCAGGACCACUUCAGGAAGUUCAUGAAGCGCCAGGAGGAAUAUUACGGAUACCGGCCCAACAAGAAAAACAAGAACACCACAGAGAUUCAGGCGGGUCUGAGGAGCAUCGAGGAGGAGGCUGCGCCUGAGCUUCAGCGGGCCAUUUCUGGAGAUCUUCUGAACGACGAGGAGAUGGACCGAGCCAUGGACGAGGCCGGAGAGGAGGGGAUCUACCGGCGAGCAGGUGGCCUGUUUGGAAACCAUGUGGAUCGGUUCACGAUGGAGAGAGGAACCCCGAUGGCCACCCAAGGGACCAGCCAGCGCCCCCUACAGAUCGCGGACAGCAGAGCGGAGGAGACGGAGGCCUCGGCUGCAUAUGUUCAUUACCACGCCAACACCAACACCAACAAUAACACAGCCAGACAGAGCAGACGUGAGCUCCGUUUCCCAUCAUGCAUCAGUGCAUCCAGACAGCACGGUCCAGUGAGUGCAGCGGAGUUCCUCAUCCAGGAGGCUCUGACCGCCGGAGGUUUGGAGAGUCUUGCCAGCGACUGGCGUUUCGUGUCCGUGACGAAGGCAGAGAUGGCCGAGGCCCUUCACGUGGAUCUCGCCGUGCUGGAGCGGAAAUCAGCAGCCGUUCUUAACAAACGUAAAGGACAGUGUGUGUCCAGGAAGAGGGAGACGCUUGUGUCUCGUCCAGAUAAUACACACUGCCAGGUGUAACCAUCAUCAGAGGCGUCUGGUAGAGCGGAAUUAAUAGGGCUGGGUAAAAAACAUCUCGAUAUUAAUCGAUUCUCAU
Molecule: messenger RNA, 1758 nt
Organism: Sinocyclocheilus grahami
Lineage: Eukaryota; Metazoa; Chordata; Actinopteri; Cypriniformes; Cyprinidae
Product: voltage-dependent L-type calcium channel subunit alpha-1S-like
Exons: 12
Biological process (GO): monoatomic ion transport; transmembrane transport
Cellular component (GO): membrane
Molecular function (GO): calcium ion binding; monoatomic ion channel activity
Source: RefSeq, a predicted model, not a curated record